AUGUCCUCAUAUUCAAACAUUUCUAAUGUUCGUUCAGCUAAAGAAUUUAUAAAUUUCCUAACAAACUUGGAUUAUCCGGGUGUAUCAGAUUUACAACCGGAAAAAAUAUCUUGGGCGUAUGAAAAUUUAGAAACGCGUAAUAUACUCAAUUGGUUAUGUACGAAUAUUGAUAUUGAACAAAACGUUCUUGAUGUUAAAGAUGAUUGGAUAAAGGAAAUAGAAAGUAUCGAAAAUGAGGUUGAUUCUAAACAAAAUUCUCAGGAACAUUUGUCAUAUCAUAUCGAACAACUCGAAUUAACCUUAAAAAGUAUUGAAGAAAAAUAUGCAGAGUUAAAAAGAGUUAGUCGUGAUCUGGACGAAAAGAACAAAGAGGUUGACAAGAAUAUUGAACAAGAUUCUGUCAAGUAUGAUGUAGAUACCGCAGCAGUGGUAAAAACGGUUGCCCAAGUAUUAUCGGAAAGGAAAUUUUCUGAAGGAAAAGGAAAGCAGCAAAAGAAUUUUAUAUAUCAAUGCACAGAUGAGAUUGAUGAAAUAAUGAACUCGGAUCAGUCAUUUACAAGCGAAUUGCAACAACUUUGCGAGAUUUUUUUUUCAAAUGAAGAUAUAAAAAAGUUCCAAUCAUAUAAUUUAGCCGAUGAAGUCAUUCGUCUAAAGAAUUUAUAUCCAAGAACUCAGAUAAAAUAUAUAAAGGCUUCUACUGAAUUCGAAUAUCUAUCUACAUAUUUACGAGUGUUUCAAAAUGAAGCUACAAGAGUGAGAAUGGAUUUUUUCAUUCCCGGCUGCAAUGUCUUAAAAUCCAAUAUCGAACAGAAUACGAAUAAAAAUUCUUUACUUAAUGAACAAAUUAAUAAUGUUGUGGACUCAAUUAAUGGCUUAUUAAGUAAACUUACUUAUUUAGAAAUAGAAUCUCCAAUAUUGACAGCUGAUUGCGAAGUUAAAUUACAAUAUCAACAAAACUUUAUUGAUCAAUUGGAAAUGGUUAUAGAUAGGUUACUACUACAGUAUGCACAUAAUGAAUUUGUAGCGCAAAUUUUCCAUAUCGAGUUAGAUAAUCAGAAAGCAGUUCACAGGUUAUUGUCAAAUUUGAGGGAUAAAUUGGAACGAAGAGCUGAAGAUUUCAGUAAGCGAAUGCUACUUAUGUCCGCGUCAGAUUUUGUAGAGCCAACAAGCCAUAAAACAAUGGUGGAGAGCCGUGAUGACUUUCUAUUAUCUUUGAAAAAAAUGUUAAACUUGGAUCUUUCGACAAGCUAUUCAAAAGAGGACAAGUCAUUGCCAUUUACUACCUAUGAUUCUUUGAGAGAAAGAUUAAAAGAAGUUGAAAAUGCGAGAAACACUUCAUUUGAUCGUUUUGAACAAGAAUGGAAAGCGCAACAAAAGUUUUUGGAAUCUUGUGGAGAAAUUGAAAAUUUCCUAACUUCAUUAUUAUAUAAAGACUCUAAAACUUCUGAAUUUUUAAUUACUCCUCAAGAAUUGUCAGAUUUACAAUUUUUACUACGCGCUAAAGCAAAUAACAUGCAACCUCGAAUUAAUCAUGCUUCAAAGAACCUUAAUCUUCCAGAACACCUGGAAUCCGAAAAAGAACGGUUUAUUAGAUUCUUUGCAGAAAAAUAA
This is a messenger RNA of Rhizophagus irregularis DAOM 181602=DAOM 197198, 1611 nucleotides long. The record is from RefSeq and is a predicted model, not a curated record. Lineage: Eukaryota; Fungi; Glomeromycota; Glomeromycetes; Glomerales; Glomeraceae.